Triticum dicoccoides is the source of this 5308-nucleotide messenger RNA. RefSeq lists its product as uncharacterized. NCBI's taxonomy places the organism in Eukaryota, Viridiplantae, Streptophyta, Magnoliopsida, Poales, Poaceae. The record is from RefSeq and is a predicted model, not a curated record. The transcript has 2 exons. The coding region runs from base 2545 to 5022 and encodes 825 amino acids.
CUGACUCCUAUGUACUUAUCUGAGAUUAUUUUGUCGACCUUGCCCGCUUUUGCUUCGUUCUAGUAUUGGAUAAGCGGUUUGUCACGUUGAAGACAGGAAAUGGUAUGAUCAAUGUGGUCGACUCGGAAUUUCUCGUAGAACCAAGUCUGCAAGAGAAUGAAACUUAUAUGUAAGUGAUCAAUUAACAAAAAUGUCAUAUGAAAUAAUGAGUUCGUAUUACCUGUAGUAGUGGGAGGUUCACCUCCAAGUUCGCGUCUCCGUUGACAAACUUACUCACACUUGGCAUUAAGUGCUCGAGAGAAAGUUUUGCAUAAUUUAUGGAGUUUAUAGUAUGUAUGUCCACAACAAUACAUACUAUGUGGAUGACCACAAAGGAUCACUUUCUUGACAUUAAGGGAGGGAAGCUCGUGAAGGGAGAUGCUACCCCGUCUAGUUUUUCUCGUGUGUUCGAACCAGUCUUUGUGCAUUGCAUUUCACCACUUCACAGGGGUAAGACUUGGUUCCUAUAAUCUCUUCCUAGACCCUACCUUGUGUGGGAGCUUAUGUGCACUCGGUCUGUCCUUUUCAGGAUUUGGUGAUGGGCACAAAGAAACAUCACCUAUGGAUGAGCUGGCUUGGCUAAAGCCUUAGCCUAAGCUGAAAGCUACUCUUCCUAAUGGAUGAGUCCUCGUUUUGUGAAACAUGUUCUUGCUGGCCUUUGCUUGUACUAACUAAUGCAUCUAUUCUUUGCCCCCAUCAAGGUUUAUUGGGUAUUACAUCCUCUAUAACAAAAUGUAUGAUGUUUUUUAUGCCCUAUGCAAAACCAAAAAAACGCCUUACAUUAACAUAUAAGUUGUUCAGGUUGAUCAAGCGUAAAAUAGAUUGACGUAGUGAUUAACUAAAUGGCCGUAUAUAGAUGAAAGGAAGGAGUGUGCUGAAAGCUUAAUUAACAUGUUCUUCCUGGCCUCUACUGGUCCUCCCCUGACAAGCUCAUGCUGCAAGCCGCCGUGAGUGUGUCAAUGACAUUCUGACAUUCUGACUACAUCUGAUGAUGGCUAAACGAAUGCCUUGUGUGAUAGGAUCAAGAUCUCUUUAUCUAUGGCAUGACAAGCUAGAUAGAUUGUUGUCUGUACUAACAUCUACACCCUCUGUUCCUAAAUAUAAGAUGUUUGGCCAGUUCAAUUUACAUUUAUAAACAGAGGUAAUACAUAUUUACACUGAAUUGUUUUGCUCUCUUUUGUUACAUCUUUUCGGUUGUAUGAACACUUAAUAAUUAGUAUAUGGACUAGUGGAUUCUCUUUGCACCGUUGUUCUAUGCAGGGAGGGAGAUAUAAACGUGAUUGGUUUAUUCAUACUUGAGCUAGCAUUUUCAAAUAGUAUGAUGAAAUAAAAUUUUCAAAUACUUGGAACAAGCAAAUUACAGCCACUUCUGUCGUAACCGCAGCCCAAACAAACGAUGCUCAAGUAUGCUAGAAGCUAACUUAGCUUUAGCGAAAGGUAAAGAAGCGUUCUCUUCCCGGUUAUCCUUUUGUGUGAUAUGUUCUUCUGUCUGGCCUUUUGCUUUGUCGUCCUAGCCACUGACAAAUGCAUCUGUUCUUUGCCCAUCACAUAGUUCUGAGAAUAUAUAAAGACCUGCUGUGUUCUUGGUCGUGGAAGCGACGCGCACGAAAGCAUCGAUCUUUGCCGUGCGCAUGUAUGUCCCAGGUUGCAGCAGCAGGGAUUCUUUUAUGCACCGUACGGUACGGGCGGAUGAUGUAUGCACACCCUCAAACCAGAGAAAACGCCCAUGGUUUAUUCCCAGGUGAUUCUAAUGAUCCUUUUGGUUAUGUGGGUGUGUUUGUUCUCAAUCAUGAUAUAGUUCUAACGUAGUAAACUGUAUGAUGAUGAACCUUCCAAUUAGGCUGGACAUACAAUGUGCCUUUGUUUUCCAUGAGGUAUGUGGGUUUGCAUGUUGGCAUCAUUGGAUGACGCUCUUCUCAACCGAAACCUUAGAGGGCGCACGUUCGGUCUGGUUGUGGCGUCGUGCAGUACCUCAGCCUUCUCAUAAGAAACUGAGACGAGCCUAUUAGAUAUGGACUAAAAGAGGGGCAAUAUGUACAAGAAGUCACAUUUUUUUUAAGGUAACAUGGCAAGCUCUACAAGCCCCAAGACCGCCUGUUUUGAAAUAGGGCAUUCUCAAAGCAGGAUGUUAUAACUAACAUAGCUUGCAAAAACGUUUUACAUUGUGGGACAGAGGGAGUAGUUCUCAAAAUAUAAGUCCAUCAUAAGAUGGAUGCUCUUCCUAGCCCCUUUGCUUGUCGAUCGUCCAAUUCUGAGAAUAAUUAAAGACCCGGGCACAUGGAGAAGUGCCUAGGAAUCCAGCUCAAGCAGAUGUUGCCCAAGGCUUUGUGCACACUGCACACAGGCAGCAUCGAUCCAUGCCUUGCCUCUUACCCUGACUGAAAUUCUGUCCCACAUUGUGGCACACGCAUGCCAAAACUGGCAGUACAAAUACCACAAACAUAAGAGCACAAUGCAAACACAUGUGCCAGCCACCAGCGUCUUCCUGAGGAGGGGGGCGGGGCUAUGGUGCUGCUGUCGCCGGUGAGCCGGGCUGCCGCGGCAAUGUACAACUCCAGCGCCCGCCGCGACAUCAUCAUCAACAAUGUCACGGUGUGUGCCACCCCGGCGGCCACGCUGGUGGCCAGCUUCACGGUGUCCGCCGACAUGCGUACCACGGAGCGGCUCAUGGUCACCACAACGGUCCUCAUGACCAUGCUCGGCACCGCCCUCUUCCUCCUUGGAGUUUCGGGACGCCUCUCGGGCCGGGGCCGCGGCCACUCUACCGCCACCCGCAUAUUCUUCCGCGCCUCCUUCGCUCUCUUUCUCCCCUUCAUGUCCUACAUGUUCUCCCAGGCCAAGAGCAAGCCACCUGACACCGGCAACCAACCCCGUGCGCAACUCAUUCUCCUCUGGAUGAUCCUCGUCGAGCUCCUCCGCAAGAAGGUCUACGCCAUGGUUGCCCCCGCCACCGAUGCCUUCGCGCGCGGCGUCGGCCGCUACAGCUUCUUUGAUGCCGUCGAGGAGGCUGCACGCAUGGCGUGGAUUGGGUACCUCAUCUACACCUACGUGCAUGGCUUUGGCGUCAAGUCCUUCUUCAUCAUCCUCUGGAUCUUCAGCGUCGUCAAGAUGUGCAAGCGCUCCAUGUGCAUCUACCUUGCUAAGCGCUCCUUCGACCUCGCGAAGAACGCCGCCCUCAUCUCCGGCUACAUGGUGCAACUCGUCAACAAGCGUCGGCAAUUGCUCUGCGAUGACGAACACGCAGUUGGCGCCGGUAUAAUGAGGGUUUGCAACUACGCGGUCAUGGGAGAGAGACGGCUCAAGAGGGAGGUGACACCCCAUGGCUUCAAGAUCCAAGAAGAAGAAAUCAACAAAAUUCUCCUUGGAGAUGGAAGUCCAAAUGGGAAGGAAGAGGUCAAAAAGUCCGAGCUGGUCCGGGUAUGUAACAUAUGGGACCUCGCCAAUAGUGACCCCAUAUUCAGGUACAAUUUGAGUAGGAAGCACAAGUUGGAGAACAUUUGCCUUGCCGUCGCACUCUUCAAGCUGCUUCGACGAAAGAUGGAGCACUUCCACAUGGCAGAGGCGGACACCCUACAAGCGCGCGAUCUCGUCCUCCGGGGACUCCUAGCCCUCGAGGGGCACGAGGACGAGGUUGCCAAUGCUGAGAGGGCUUUCGAGGUGGUGGAACUGGAGCUGAGGUUUCUGGACGAGUACUACCAGGCCAUCAUCCCGUUGGCAUUGUCCAAGCCAGGGCUAUUCAUAGCCAACUUUGUCAUCUCCAUCGUCUUCAUCUUUUUAUACUGCAUCACCGUGCUCCUCGUCACAGGCAAUGGCCACAUCUUCAAGGUGCUAGGCUCCCUCUUUCGGGGGCUCAUCGGCCUGUCCAUCGACAUGGUGGUGCAGUACAAGUGCUUCGUCCACCAAGUGAACUUCCUCUUCGGCAUGGUUUGCUCCUCCUCCGACCUCAUCGUCACCUUCCUCCUCACGCUCACCCUCCUCGCCGUCGAGGCAUAUGAAUUCUUGCAGUACGUGCUCUCUGAUUGGUUCAUUGUGUCGGUGAUGUACACCUAUGCCCGAAAGACAAUGCUCCAGCAGAAGGGGCAUGCCGGGAGGGUCGCCAAGGGCACGCUAUGGGCGAAGCACCGCUCCCACGCUGUCAUCAAGGUCCACCAGAUCACCAUGCUCAAGCCCCACUAUCUCGACCCGCGUUGGGUGUGGAUGCUCGUUUCCCGCCUGCUCAAGAGGCGCCUCGUCGGGCUCCCCGAUGCCAUCGUCACCGGUGACACAAAGGCGGCCAUCGUCAAGGCGUUGAAGGACGUCCUCACCCCAAGCUGCGGCAGACACUUCAGCAACGGCAUGGCUACGUUGGAAAGGCAACGCUUCCUUAACCUCAAGUGGGCGUGCGACCCCAAGAUGAGCACCGCAACAAUGAUAGUGGUGUGGCACAUCGCGACAGCCCUAUUUGAGAUGAGGGACAAACAGAAGCACCCUCUCCCACCACACGGCCAGGCUGCCCUGACGUUGUCGAGGUACUGCGCAUACUUGGUGGCCUACGAGCCGGGGCUCCUCCCGGACAAUGAGGCUUGGACGAAGAAGGUGUACAAGGACAUCAAGGGGGAGCUCAGCAGUUUCUUCCAGAGCUGUUGCAAUACUGGUGACCGCCGUGAGCGUCUGGUGAAGUUCGGUCAAGGAGAAGAGGACGAGGAGAAGUCGGCCAUGGUGAAGGGUGUCAAGCUGGGGAAGCAGUUGGAGGCCACUAGCAGUAGCGGUGGUGACUUGCCUGAGGAUGAGAGAGUGUGGGGGAUGCUACUCGAGUUCUGGGCAGAACUUCUCGUGUUCGUGGCACGCAGGCCAUCGGCGGGCCCGGAGGCGCACGCGCUGGCACUGAGCAACGGCGGCGAGUUCAUCACCCACAUCUGGGCCAUGCUCACCCACGCCGGCGUGCAUGUCCCCAAGAACCACCACGAGGACCAGGUUCCAUCGUGCAACUGCCAUCUAGUUUGAUCACAGGCUCAUGAUCAAGGCCCAUCACAGCCAGUCUCAUCAAAUUCUUUGCUUAUUUGUUGUUGUUUUGAGAAGAGUCGCAUAAUAAUACUUGUUGUUGUUAUUUAUUUUCUUUUUUAAGUCACUUUCUCUGAUUUAUACAAGUAUUAGCUGGUGGGCGUAAUAAUACUGUAAUGAGCCAGUUGGCAUAAUCAUGUAAUGUUCUAGCACAAGAUGAGCUGAGAUGGCAUAGCUACACUCGUGCCAGUUGUGCUUGCAGAUGACUAUAUAUCGUAAAUUCAAAAUA